Drosophila grimshawi is the source of this 1349-nucleotide messenger RNA. RefSeq names its product transcription factor Ouib. Bases 113 to 1264 code for a protein of 383 amino acids. The record is from RefSeq and is a predicted model, not a curated record. Gene Ontology annotation, molecular function: zinc ion binding; DNA-binding transcription factor activity; RNA polymerase II cis-regulatory region sequence-specific DNA binding. Gene Ontology annotation, cellular component: nucleus. The transcript has 6 exons. Gene Ontology annotation, biological process: regulation of transcription by RNA polymerase II. NCBI's taxonomy places the organism in Eukaryota, Metazoa, Arthropoda, Insecta, Diptera, Drosophilidae.
CUUAUGUCAAAUAAAAUAAAAAAUAAGUAAAGGAAGCUGCAAAUAAAUUAAAGACGCUGUGCUAAUAUAUUAUUGUUAUUAUUGAUAAGAAGUUUACAGACAAGAUCACAGCAUGCCAGAGUAUAUAAUAUGUCGAAUAUGUUUAACGGAAGACAUAAACGCUGAUACCAUGACACAACUCUACGACGACCAGGACGUUCAAUGUCCCCUCGUUCGCAAGAUCGAGGAAAUUGGCAGCAUUAAGCUGCCACCGCUGGAGGACAUGCCAAGCCUUCUCUGUUGCAGGUGUGUCGGUGUCUUAACCAGCGCCUAUAAAUUUCGGGAAUUGUGCCAGGAGAGCGAGCGAGCCUUUGCCAAUAGCGUUGUGAAGGCUGAACUGAAAUUGGAGCCUACUGACGAUCCCACCCAAAUCGAAAGCGACACUGUGGAGUACAUCUACGAGGCAACCAACGAGUUUAUCGAUCCGGAUGAUGAUAUUGAAUUCGAUACCAUACUGGAAGAGCAAUUGGAAGAUACCAAUGAGCAGGCAGAGGAGAUUAAUACUGGCUACGAUGAUGAUUUUGAGGAAGCCGGAGAGUUGGAUGAGACAAACAUAUUGUUGGGCAAUGCCAGUGACAGUGACUACGAUCCCACAGAACGAUUGCGAAAGCCAAAGGUACGAAAAUCCAGACAUGGCAAACGUGGACGGGGACGACCUCGUAAUCCGACGCAUUCAGUGCUGAAGCAUGUGACAGCAAAACAAACAAAUGCUGCCACUGCUGCUAGUAAAUCGCCUGAGGAGACCUCUACAAACAUCAUGUGCGAAAUAUGCGGCAAUAUCUACUCGAAGCGUGCAGCGCUGAAUAUUCACAUGCGUCGUCACCUGUCCGAGAAGCCCUUUGAAUGCGAAAUCUGCGCUAAAACGUUCGCCGGACCCUCUGAGCUUAAUCGACACAUCCGAGUGCAUACGGGCGAAAAGCCAUUUACGUGCAAAUACUGUUCCCGCUCCUUUGCCGAUCGCAGUUCGAAUAUACGUCACGAAAGAACCCACACAAACGAACGUCCUUUUACCUGUGGCACUUGUGGCAAGUCUUUUUCUUAUUCGAAUGUCCUUAAGAAUCACAUGCUGACACACACAGGGGAAAAACCCUUUUUAUGCAUUCCGUGCAAUAAGACAUUCUCCCGCAAACAUCAAUUGGAGCAGCACAUGGGCACAAUGACCCAUCAGCAGACUGUUAAAGCUCUCCAGCCGAGCGACGCGAUCCGACACACUGAAAUAUAUUAGUCAUUGUUUGUAAUUCAAUUAUUUAGUUUUAACGUAUUUGUAAAUUAAAAUCUUUAUUUUAAAUAGAAGAGUACAAAAUUUAAGA